Messenger RNA from Pezoporus flaviventris, 1959 nucleotides. It is a transcript of the gene FAM53B, whose product is annotated as family with sequence similarity 53 member B. Gene Ontology annotation, cellular component: nucleus. Gene Ontology annotation, biological process: protein import into nucleus; positive regulation of canonical Wnt signaling pathway. The record is from RefSeq and is a predicted model, not a curated record. The transcript is spliced from 5 exons. The coding region runs from base 674 to 1819 and encodes 381 amino acids. NCBI's taxonomy places the organism in Eukaryota, Metazoa, Chordata, Aves, Psittaciformes, Psittacidae.
AUGUCUUCUAGAAAAGCCAUCCAGUGCAGAGAUGCAGACAGAGUGCUGAUGGAGAACCCACCGCAGCCAUUUGUUCUGCUGGUCAUUUAUUGCAUGGGCUGUUCAGGAGCACGUUGCACUUUGCCCUCACUUGGAAUCUGCGUAGUUCUGACUUCCCACAGCGCUGGGUGCUGUACUGCUGCUCUGCUCCCUCUGAAGGACCUGCUUGGACCUUCUUACUUCUCUGAAGGCAGCCAGGGUGUCCCUGAGCAGUUAACAUUUCCCCCAUGGAGCUGUACCUGUGUCUUAGGUGCUCCUCAGUUACUCCUGGGAUCUUCAGACCUUAAUCAGACUUUACUUAAGGCUCUAGUAGUGCCUGAGUGCAGUGCCUGUAAUGGUUGUGGGGUGCAGAACACACAGGCAAUGCCAUCUCUUAUCCUCCCGGAGAUCUCACAUUUAUCCAGCCCAUGGUCCCAUCUCCCACGUGCCUGUGCAGUGCUGGAGCCUGGGGAUGUGCCCCUGUCUUUGAGGGAGUUUUCCACGCCCAGAGGCUGUUCCUGCACAUGCCCCAAGGAGCUGGUGGGGCUGAACCUUUCCUGGAGGAACAUGGACUGAAAGAGGAGCUUCACCAGACCUCAGCUGCUGGUGCCCUUCGCCUGGACCCUGAUGGACUCCACGUCAGGACUGCAUUACCAUGGUGAUGAUCUUAACCAAACCGCGGCAAAACAAAGGUGCUGACUCCGUAACAAGCAGGACUGAGCUGCACACUCCAAAGAUGAGUCAAGGACCUACCCUCUUCUCUUGUGGCGUGAUGGAAAAUGACAGAUGGAGAGAUCUCAGCAGGAAAUGUCCACUCCAGCUCGAGCAGCCGGGCGCCAGCAUCUGGGACUGCUUGUCGGACAAGGGCGAGGAGGGCUCGCGCUGGCCCAGGGAUACAGCCACCACUUGCUCCGUCACCAACCUGAUCAAAGACCUCAGCCUCAGCGACCCCCAUGGCAACCCGUCGGCCCCCCCCAGCAAGCGCCAGUGCCGCUCGCUCUCCUUUUCGGAUGAGAUGUCCGGUUGUGGCUCCUCCUGGAGACCUUUGGGCUCCAAGGUCUGGACGCCGGUGGAGAAGCGGCGCUGUUACAGCGGGGGCAGCGUGCAGCGCUACUCCAAUGGCUUCGCCACCAUGCAGAGGAGCUCGAGCUUCAGCCUCCCGUCGCGGUCCAACCCGCUGUGCUGCGAGCAUCCCGCCCUCAGCAGCCGCCUGGGGUGCCAGCCGAGGAGAUCAGCCACGGGCGGGCGCGGGGUGGACAUGCAGAGGUCCCUGUCCUGCUCUCACGACCACUUCUCCUCCUCGGAGUACUGCGUGCCAUCGGCGAGCAGCACUCCUGCCUCCACACCGGAGCUGGGCCGACGGGCAGGGGGGCUGUCCCGGAGCCGCUCGCAGCCCUGCGUCCUGAAUGACAAAAAGGUUGGCGUCAAGCGGCGGAGACCGGAGGAGGUUCAGGAGCAACGGCCCUCGCUGGACCUUGCCAAGAUGACGCAGAACCGACAGACAUUCAACAGCCUCACCUGCCUUAGCGCCGCGGCCGAGGACGGCUCCCGCCGCAUCCCAGCCCCGCAUCCAUGGCCUGCAGCCCCCUGCUCCCCGGAGGUGAUGCCGGGCAGGACCCCCGCCUGCACCCCAGUGCCGGAGCCUCCACGCUCGCGCGGCGAGGAUCACCGGGCCAGCAGGGAUGACCUGUCCUGUGAGGAGGAGGAGGAUGCUGCAGCAUGGCACGGCGCUGGGACCGGCACCGACAGCCUCUUCCAGCUGGAUGGAGAGAUUGACAUCGAGCAGAUAGAGAACAACUGAAGAGGGAGCGGGUCCUCUCGCCCGGGUGUCAGCAGAGCCGGGCAGGGCUCCCCACUGCCAGCAAUGGGGCUGUGGGGUCCUGCCACUGCUCCCCUCCGGAGGGGACGAAGCAGCUUUGCCAAAACUUCAUCAGGUAUUUA